This is a messenger RNA of Amoebophrya sp. A120, 14930 nucleotides long. The record is from the annotation of a GenBank genome assembly. NCBI's taxonomy places the organism in Eukaryota, Dinophyceae, Syndiniales, Amoebophryaceae.
CUUCUGCAGUCGCAUUGGCGCAGCUGCACGGCGCAUUUGUUAGAAAUACCAAACGGCUUGGUUGGUUAUGGUUUGCCUUUGCGUGCUGCGAUCGCUCAGUAACGAAAAUAAAAAUACUCUUUUAAAAAAAAGACAGAACAAACCGCUCCUUCUUAGAUCGUGAGCUACCGCCUAGUAACAUCACAAGACAGAAAAAUCCGAAGCAUGAACGUCAGUGUGGUGUCUGGCGAGGGGCUUCCGGACAAGGCCUACGUGUCUAUUUAUGGACGUGGAAAGAACCGGUGCCACUCUCGGUGGACCGCCAGGAAAGGCAAAGGAUUGUUUUGCGUAAGAUUUCUACAAAAAACCAAGAGAUGAAGUUCGCGACGCCUCCUGUUGCAGAACUGAGGACACUGAUCGUGCACUUCCAUCGUGCUGAAGUAUAAUAUAGCAGACUAACAGAUAUUACCCACAUGAUGGUGCUAGUGUGUGAUGUGUGCAAGACCGAUUUGGCUAUGUGCUAAUCUACUGGGUUACUAGGGAGGCUCGACGUGUUUGAAGAUGUAGAAAAAAGGGCAGGUCGUGCUGUAGUAAGAUUGUCUUGCCGCGCAAGCGUGUAGUUGCCUUCCUUGGCUGAGGGUCGUACUAGUUUUCCGAUUGACACUCUUCGGAUCGGGGAACAACGGCGACAGGCCCCGUUUCGUGCGGAUGCGACCCCCUUUCCAUUUCCGACGUCCAACCACGCCACCAUGAAGGUGGACGUGUUUCAGAAGGUGGCAUCAAAAAUCGUUCCGCUCAGCUCCAUGAAAGCAGACCCGCAGUUCUACGACACUGCAAACAAAAGCUAGCUUACAACCAAAACUACUGUGUAAUAUUAUGCUAUUCAAAACACGAACGAAUUGGUCAUGGGCAUCAAGUGUGCAGAGGUACAUACAUACUUAUGCGCGGCAGCUUCAGAAUCAGAACCAUUUUUGCAUGAAAGCUUCGUUGAGAUAAAAAUAUAUAUUGUAUGCCAGCUUUUUAUGACUUUUCUCCGUGAUAAAUUCCACGAGCUCGUGGAGAUGGAGAGCGGCAUCAAGCUCACGCUGGGCUGUACGUCGGACAGCCAGAAACAGGAUGUGAACAAGUCCCGCUCUAGCCGGCAUGAAUCGGCUCUGAAGGCCACAAAAUAUCUGGACGAACACGCGGUAUGAUACUAUAUGUUCUAUCCCUGUUUUUGCUUUUCUGUUUCUGCUGGAUGAGUAGAAGUGAAAACGUUGUACUUAUUUUUGAAGAUGCCCCAAGCCCAAAUGCCAAUGCGUCAAUGAUUCUCUUCUCCAUCGCUGUUGUUGUCGCAUAUUACGCAACUACUAGCGAUUUUUCUUGGUUGUACGAAGUAGAAAACGUACUCCAUGAGGACCUGUGCACAUUUUUCAGCGACCGAGCCGGUGCAGCCGUCGAUCGUACUCAGAAACGGCAUUCCUUUUUAGCAUUCUAGAUCAUAUACUUGCAUGAGAAUUUAUAGCUAUGCCUGCGGGCGGCCGCGCGGGGGCGGUCAGGGGCACCCUCCAAACGUUAGCACCAAUUUUGAUAAUCCUGUUCCUGAUGAUGAAGAUGAUUAUGAUGAUGACGGUUAUUUUCCUGUCGCGUACAAGAACAUGCUCAUGCGCCAAGUGCUCUUUUGAAUUGAUGUGAUUUCUCAAACUGUAGGUGCAAGGGACGUUGCAAAGCAUGAUUCACGGUCUUUUGGCGAAACAGCCUGGCGAUCCGUUGGCAUUUAUGAUUUCGUACCUGUCGCAGCAAAAAGGACAAGACUCCCCCGCCGGAUCCCCCUCGGCCCGCGCAGCGGCUGCGGAUCCGGAUGCACCUGCAGAGGCGCCGGCAGAGGAAUCCAUUGCCAUUGUGCCGAGCAACGUACCGGACUACGCUUCGAUGCCGGGUCUGGGGUAUCACAACAGUAACAGUGCUGUACCUAGUCUGCGUUAAUAACGUGAGUCAUCCUAAGAAUGUUGUAGUGUGUCGGCUGCGACGAGACAGAAUCAGAAAUCGAUAUGAGGCAUUGAAGAUCAUUGCAGGUGGUCGUGAAUCAACAAGUUGAUUGAAAUUCGAAGAGUUUCAAAUGCAACUGCAAAAAGUCGUAUUCGGAGGGCACAGCGUAAUUAUAAACGUUAGCUGCAGCGGUUUUUGAUUUCAUACAAUCGACGAGGAGUACCCCGGCUUUCCGGCAGACGUUUGCCCGGACGAAAUGCCAGACCUCAGCAAGCACGCCUCCAUCAGUAUGAUUUGUGAAAAUCCACCGUCUAGGACGUCGUAUUUGUCGUGCGUUUGGAUGAACAUGAAGCCGGAAUGAAACGUCAGAAACAAAAAUUGCAUUCCUGCUUGUCUUUCCCCAAUCAAUUUCCCAUGAUCGAUACGGCAGCAAAACUAUUUCUCUCUUGGGCCCCUUACCCUGCGGCUGAGCAUGACGUUAGCGUUACUUUUCAGGCCAAUAAAACACGCGCGCAAGAUUUCGUUCUUUUUGCAAAAUCGCAGAAAGAAGACAAGUACACGAACAGACCAGGAACGAUUUGCAAUGUGAUGAAGGUGGCCGAUGUCCUCAAAAAGGACCCGAGUAUCUACGCGACCCUGAAGGAGAAGCGUACCGCCAUGGGUGUGGGAUUUGCCAGAAUCAUCAAAACAGGUACUGUAGAUGUAAAUUAUAUAGUGGCAUCACUAAAAACAAAAAGAAUUUUGUUGCACUAGGAGCAUAUUGCGGUGCAGUUUCGUGAAAUUAUUAUAAAAGAGAGGGGCAGGUGGAAUUUGGUGCGUUUCCGGCUUUGUCAUGUUGAGAACUUUCUUGUUACAUCAAACAAGCCGAAAAUAAAUCGGACCCGAAUUCGCAAAGGUCUGUCCGUGAUGCCUGUGCGUGGUGUGCUGGUCCUAGAUUUGCGUGUGCAUUUGUUUUCUACAUGAGAGUGAAGCGUGCCGCGCGACAUGGUCACUGUUACAACUUAGUGCACAGAAUCAAAGAAUGAAGCGGGCAGUUAUGGUGGCAGCCGUGUGAGAAGUGCUGAUUCAUCAUGAACACGACGAAAUCAAAACAAGCAAAUACAGGAAUGGACAACAAGGGGCACCCGAUGGUGAAAACGUGCGGCUGCGUCGCAGGUGAUGAAGAGUCGUUCAGCAUGUUUGCCGAGUUGUUCGAUCCGGUGAUUGAUAUUCGGCAUGGCGGCUACUAUCAAAUGUAAAAAUGUCUGGGUCGGGAAGGAUGCAAAGUUUGUCAUGCACAUUUUGCAUGACUCCUGAUGUCUGCGAUGCAUGCCCUAGCAUCACAGAUCUUGUGAGGGCUUUCUGAUGCCUAUACCGCAUGAGAGAUGCCCUCUCGCCGGGGCCAAAACCAGACCUCUUUUGCUGUUCAUGCAAUACAGAUUUUUGCAUAAUGCAGACGCAGCAUCACAAGUUGCAUUCUUCCAGACCUGGACAUUUUUACAUUUGAUAGCUACCCUGCGAGCGCAAAACACCCAACCGACAUGGACGUGUCCAAACUGCUGGACACAGAAAUUGACCCGACGGGAAGUUUAUCAAAUGCAAAUAUGUCUGGGUCUGGAAGAAUGCAUGUUUGUCAUGCUUGUCUGGCAUGACUCUUAAAUCUGUCAUGCACGUCACCCAAGAGCUCCACUGUUCUGUGAUGCAGGAACGCAGUUUGUCAUGCAGAAUAGGCAACACCUAGAUAGAAGCUCAGAAACUUGUCAUGCUGAGCCAGCAUUUGCAUUUGUGGCCUCAUCAUGAGACGCCACUCAGCAUCACAAGUUUCCAGACCCAGACAUUUUUACAUUUGAUAAAGUUACUGACGAGAAAGGAGUGAUGUGUGACAUUCGUUUACUACUGUGACGGGCUUUCUGUAGCUCCUGUGCAUUUUUGACCAGCUGCAGAAAUAAGUACUUAUAUUUAAAUUAGUACUUCUGCCCGAGGGGCCGUUGGUUCUCCUCUUCAUCCUUCGGACGACACUGGUCUCGUGCAAAACGCAAUGAAGGGAAACAAGAAUGACAUUUACAUUUUACAGCCUGCCGGGCAAAAAAUGCUGCAAAAGGAGUGUCUGCGAAGCACGAUAACCGUGAUUUUUUUUGCGCGCCCGGCGAGCGUUGUUGCGACUCUGUAAAUGAGUUGUCACUCAGAGAUUUUUACCUCGAUACAAACUACGUUAUCUCUACCCGCGUCCGGACCGGCCGCAGCAUUCGUGGCAUCGUUUUGCCUCCAAGCCACACCCGGGACUCCAGGAAGGAGCUGGAGCGCGUCGUGGUGAGUAUCACGUUGAGAAAAAACCCUUCCCGGGGAGAUAAUUGUCAGAUAGAGACAAGUUAAAAUUUUCACCAGUUCCAGAAGUUGGGACAGCGAGCUCGCUCUUUCAUCUGUCGAACAUGAGAAAUUGGAUGUCAUGGCGAGGCUUUCUGCAUUUUUUUUUCGGAAGGUGGGGCACAUUUCUCUGCAAGAAUCAAAGCGCUGAUGUCGCUGGAGGGCGAACUAUGUAAGAAGAAAUGAGAAUGACCGUCACUACAUACAGUUUCGCAUUUCAAGCAUUACUACAAAAUCCUUAAAAGACAAGAAGCAACAUUCAAUUCUUGGCACACGGAGAUUUCAUCUGUUGUCUUUCUGCAAACGCGACAUGGUGGGCACAUUUACUUAAGUAUUUUGGAUGCGAAAGUUGGAAAACAGUGAUAGUACAAUUGAGUGACCCUCCAUACGAACUCAAGGGCGACUACUAUCCGCUCGCAGGGUCGACGUCCUACGCCCCGAAGCCAACGGGCAUGACGAUGGAAGAGGAGGAGCAGAUAUCAAAUCAACUAUACCGGUCUGGGUCUGCAAGCUUGUGUGACUCGAAAUGCCAUAAAUAUUUCUGACAACACGAGUCAAAACUCUAUAUUCCAUGUUGAUGCGACGCGGUGUCAGUCAUUCAUUUGUCAUGCAAAAGCGGGGCGUGAGGGUGAGCGUGUGCCUGUGCGUGUCAAUGUCAUGCUCAUGCCAUGCGAUCUACCCAAGACGCUGUCGCGGAAAAACUUGUCAUGCCGAGGAGUUCCGUAUCGGAGUUUUCUCGUUAUCCAAAUAUUAGCAUAAUUUUUCCGAUCCAGACAACUUUGCAUUUCAUAACGGAAGCGCGAAGACCAUUUCCUCUUCCAAGUACUUCACUUUUCUAUAGGUUUUAUGGUCCACCUCUCCACAGUGAAGAUAUGUAAGUAGCCCUCUUCCCAGCCGUCUAGUUUUUGAAGCACCCUGAUACAUCUGUUUGAGUUAUAUGUUUAUCACUGUUCUUGCCAGGGCGAUUCUAGUUUUACUAACAGUGGUGAUGCUGUUGAUGACAAGAAACGACGGGUGUAUACAUAGAACUUCGAGCACAAAACGCAAAAUUGAUGAAAAUCAAUGGAACAGGAACCUGAUUCCACUCUAUUGCUGUCGGGCGGUAUGGGCCGACACUGGCCCGAGGGUCGGUAUCCCACCAGAAAAGCCUAUUUACAGUUACACAUUUUUCCUGAUUGAUUCAGCAACUAACACUGACUUGACAAAUCUAUUAUCAUCUACGAGGACCACGAUGAGAUCGUAUGUAGUGAGGUCACCGAACGUGUGUGCUCCUGCGCAUUAAUUUUACGUGUGGCAGACAGCUGAUCUGAACAAGGUUGCGGCUCCAGGAACGAACCUGAUGUGAAACUGUCAAGAAGGAAAUUUUGCUUUGCAUAGUUGAGGUAUCUUUCACAACGACAAGAAGAACUUCCUCGUCUGGGUGAACGAGGAGGACCACACCAGGAUUAUUUCCAUGCAGAUGGGCGCCGACAUAUCCUUGUAAAAACGUGGUCUGGAGGUCCCCCACCUCAGAUUUGUCAUGCAAGUUUGCAUGCUGAGGCUGAUGCUCAGGAUUUUUCUCAUGCGCAGCCCAAUGAGGAGCAUUCUCUGUUUCUGAUGCUGUCUGGCAGUUUGUUAUACUAGGAUCAUUUAUAUGAGUAUAAAUCUGCGAAUGCGAUGCAGCUGCACUAGCUACAGACGCUUGCUGCAUGGCGAAACCAAACUUGUCACGCGCAGCAGCCUCAAAUUGCCCGCAAGUGUGAAAGAUCCUUCUGUGCAGCCGCGCAGCCUGUUUAUGUCCUGCACGACGAACAGCCAAAGCUUCUCGGUGUAGGUACUUCCUGAAAUGCCCACUUUGCUACUUCUGGAACAUGAUCGUUUUUGCACAGGAUGCGACAUCAAGGAAGUGUUCACCCGGUUUGCGACGGGUUGCAACGCCGUGCAGGAUGUCGUCAAGGCGGAGGGGUACGACUUCAUGCACAACGACCAUUUGGGAUACGUCCUCGUCUGCCCGUCUAACCUCGGAACCGGGUUGCGCGCCAGCGUGAUGGUUAAGAUUCCGCUCCUCUCCGCGCGACACGAUUUCAAGGAUAUCUGCAAGGGCAUGGGUCUGCAGGCGCGGGGUGGUGCGGGCGUCGACAGUGCGGCUGUUGGCGGCAUCUUCGACAUCUCUAACUCGGACCGCCUCGGAAAAUCCGAGGUGACGCUGGUGAACAACAUGAUCAGUGGUUGCGCGAAGAUUGUGCAGAUGGAGCAGGCACUGGAAAAGGGCGAGUUUAUCUACGAAUUCAUGCCCGGCCUCGGGGAUGAGGAGUAUCCCGGCUUCCCCCACGACGUGUGCCCGGACGAGUGCCCGGACCUCUCAAACCACAAUAGGUACGUCUAAAUUUGUUCCUACGUAUUCUUGCCGCUGCCCACUUUUUCUUUUUCUCUUUCCCAGUACGUAGCAUCAGCCGCAUAUGAACGAAGUGCAACCAGCUUGCAAUAAAAAAUGCAAAACUCGCUGCCAUCCAAAGCCACAGGUGCGGUCUUUCGCUUGUAAGUCCUCAAAUAACUACUCGACUCUCACAGCAUCAUGACCGACGUACUGAAGAAGGACCCGACGCUUUAUGCAAAUCUAAAGGACAAAGUUACUAGCUAUGCAUGAGAUUCUCAAAUAACGUUACAUUGCUAGCUGGUUGCUUGCUGUUUCAUCCAAAAUCGCCAUCAGCCGCCAGCACCACGCCCACGCAAUCAAGCUACUUCGCAUGUCCAAACAGGAUUGAUGUCUCUCUGUGCCGAAGUAAGUUUUGAUGCGAGAGGAGCAAGCUCCCCCUUUCACUCUUUCAUGGUGGAAGAUGACACGGCUCUACGAGCUAUUAAUUAGGGGUUUCAUUGUUCAUUUUGUUAUUGCACCGCAAGUGUGUGUAGCCAACAGAGGACACUGUAACGCUCGAGAACUCCAUACUGCCGGAGGGGUGACGUUCGCGCGGUGCAUCAAGACCGGCAUGGACAACAAAGGACACCCGAUGAUCAAGACUUGCGGUUGCGUGGCCGGAGACGAGGAGUCCUGGACUGUGUUUGCCGACCUCUUCGUAUGAGACUGCACAACUUCCCCUUUCCCUCAUUUGUCAUGGAAAAUACCAUGUCCACUCGUUCCCUCUUAGGUCUGUUGUGCAUGACAAGUUUCAUCCUUCGGUGUCCGCCUGACCUUGUUGUGCACUUCGGUGUCCGCCUGACCUACCUUCCCUGCGUGACAGCCAUCUGCGGCCGUUUGCAAAGGGGGAGGCAAAGUGUGCCGCACUUCUGUUUAGCAUGACAAGUUUCAUCCAAACCGCACUGCAAUUUGUCAUGCGGAGGCCACACUUCUGCCAAUGCUUGUGUUGCUGUUCAUGCCACUCAAGUGAGGGGGAGGGCGAGUUUUGCAAUCUCAUACUUCGAUCCCGUUAUCGACAUUCGCCACGGAGGGUACAGCAUUGAUGUUGACGCCGCAACUUUAUUCAUCACAGUUUCAUCCAAAAGAAAGAUUGACAUUGAAUAAGGGCGCGAUCUUCUCGGUGAGCAACUUCUCACUUUAUUCUGCUCCUUCGUGCAGUUCAUCAGUUUCAGUUGUGCAAAGGGAGCUGUACAACUCAAAUGUUUUGUCGAUUUGUGGCGCGGCGGCGGCCAAUUUAUAUGAAGCACUUUGUGGCGCUAGUGCAAGUGCUGCCACAGAGUAAAGACUACUACAUACGUCAGUUGCAGAAAAGUGCCACGGCUCCUGUCUGGAAGUUGUCUACUGUAUGAUCUGCACAUAAGUAGUACAGAUAGUCUGAUACCACGCAGCAUUGUAUACAACAAGUUUCCAGCUUUUGCCUCGCGGAUGAAGAUGACAGACAGCAUCGGGUCACGACGAGAAAGAACCAACGUGAAUACAGGUAUGCCAAAACCGCAAAGCAUCCGACUGACAUGGAUGUUUCUAAAUUGUCCACGACCUCCAUCGAUCCCACCGGCGAGUACGUGAUUUCGACUCGCGUGCGGACCGGCCGCAGCAUCCGGGGUAUCCUGCUGCCGCCGGCGUGCACGAAGGAGGGCCGCCGCGAGCUGGAGCGCGUCGUGGUCAAGGCGCUGAUGACGCUGGACGGGGACCUGAAGGGCGACUACUACCCGCUCGCGGGCAGCAAGUCCUACGAACCCAAGCCGAACGGGAUCACCUACGAGGAGGAGGAAACCUUGCGCAAAGAGCAUUUCCUCUUUCAGGAGCCGGACUCCACGCUGCUGCUCUCCGGGGGCAUGGGUCGGCACUGGCCGGACGCCCGCGGUAUUUUCUUCAACGACAAAAAGAACUUCCUGGUCUGGGUCAACGAGGAGGACCACACCCGAAUGUAUCCCAGAGAUGAAAAAAGCGGAACGAGGAUCCACUCCAACAUCCGCUGGGUAACUAAAAAAGGAAGCUGGACAGCGGAAAAAUUAUCGGAAACAAAUGUCGUUUUUGCAUGGUUUGGACGGCGGCUUAGUGCUAUGGGCUCCCCGCGGCGGCCCAGGUUGAUGGGAUCAUCGCGGAAUUACAAUUACUACUUUCUCGAACUCAACAUAUUAAGCUUUUUUUUUAAUUGCAUCUGAAACAGCGCCGCAUGUACAUGAUCGGUCUCGGUUCUAGCUUUUUCUCGAUGGGAUAGGAUCAUCUCCAUGCAGAUGGGAGCCGACAUCAAAGAGGUCUUCGAGCGCUUCGUCAGUGGCUGCAACGCCGUGCAGGACGUCGUAAAAGCGGAGGGAUACGACUUCAUGCACAAUGACCAUUUGGGAUACGUCCUCGUCUGCCCGUCCAACCUCGGAACUGGAUUGCGAGCAAGUGUCAUGGUCAAGGUAGUGCUUUCUUACUGGGUUGAUCGUGUUCGUAUUUUUUUAUUUUACCUGUGCAUAGAUUUUCUACUGCUCCUCCUUGUUCUGGUUUGCAGUCCCGCACGCCCAUAUUAACUAUCCACUUCGGGUAAAUGUGGUAGCUUCGGUGGUGAAGAUAGAGAUACAGCUACACAUACAGCUCGAACUGAUCAUACGCGUUUUGUUCGUCCUUUUCAGUUGUGCUUUUUGUUUUCAAUGUUCCAAAGCUGGAACCACCCUCGAACAAGUCCCAAAUUGUUCAAAUAGCUGCCCAAGUUGUCCGCCCGACACGACUUCCGUGACAUCUGCAAGGGGAUGCGUUUGCAGGCCCGCGGGGGUGCGGGAGUGGAUUCCGGCGCCGUGGGAGGGAUUUUUGACAUCUCGAACUCGGACCGGUUAGGCGUGUCUGAGGUGGCUCUCGUGAACAACAUGAUCGAGGGCUGUGCGAAGUUGAUCAAGAUGGAACAAGCGCUGGAGAAGGGCGAGUUUAUCUACGAAUUCAUGCCCGGCCUCGGGGAUGAGGAGUAUCCCGGCUUCCCCCACGACGUGUGCCCGGACGAGUGCCCCGACUUGUCCCACCACAACAGCAUUAUGACGGAUGUGCUCAAGGCGAAUCCCGACCUGUACGCCGAACUCAAGGACCUCAAAACGGAGAUGGGCGUCGGCCUCGCGCGCUGCAUCAAAACGGGCAUGGACAACAAGGGCCACCCGAUGAUCAAGACUUGCGGUAUCGUCGCCGGGGAUGAGGAGAGCUACAACGUACGGCAACUUUUUUUUUUCCUCGUAGUUGCUUCGUCCCAGCCUCAUAUCGCGCAUCGCAAAAGAGAAUAUUUUAUAUUUAAGAGUUUGUUGAUAAUGUGAAGGAGAAGGUGAACUGUACGUGCAUUUUGGCAGGUUUUUGCGAAAUUGUUUGACCCGAUCAUUGACAUCCGACACGGCGUAUCAACUGUAAAAGUGUCUGGGUCUGGAAGAAUCUGACACUUGUCGUGCACGUUUUGCAUGAGCCAUGAUAUCUGUGAUGCACCCCAUAGCAAUACAGAUUUUUUGAGGGCUUCUUGAUGCGUAUUCCGCAUGACAAAUGCCUUCUCAGCGUAGCAAAAAUUGCCUUUCCUUUGGUACUCAUGCAAUACAAAUUUUUUUGGAAUCCAAAUGCAGCAUCACAAGUUGCAUUCUUCCAGACCCAGACACUUUUACAUUUGAUACGGCGGCUAUGCGGCAGACGCAGUCCACCCCACAGAUAUGGACAUCUCGAAGCUGGUAUGCUUGCAAGCACUCAUGUCAGCAAGGUGAAAAGAGCGAAAAGGAAAACGAAUGCAACGCGCAGUGUGCUGUCAUGCUGCUCGUCGGUUGACAUUGACGUUAUGAUGUCCUCUGUUGUAAGUCAUAAACUCUAGCUGUUUCUCCUAUUCAAAUGUAUUGACGUAAAACGAGACUAGACCGCUCCCGCCACCUUUACUUGGUGGAGAUGUUGCCCGGAAGGAGCCGCCACAUUUCAACAUAGAAAUAGCAAUUUUCGGCUCUUUCGUUCCUGACCCUGAAAGAUUUUCAGCGGAUAGCUGGACUCCACUGACAUUGAUCCGACGGGGCAGUACGUGAUAUCUUCCCGCGUGCGGACCGGGCGAAGCGUUCGCGGCCUGCGGCUCCCGCCGGCAUGCACCAAGGAGGACCGCCUACCCAACAGGAAAGAACUACACCCAUGCCAGAAAAAAAUGAGUUUCGUAGUUGUAAUGCUUUUUUCAUUUUUCAGGUCAGGAGCCAGAAAUCAGGCUGUUUGUUGAGCAUGACAAACCUUUGUCACGCUGGUCUGCAUUACUUCCAUGCUCCAGGAUGCAUGACAGAACCCUGCCCCUGCUGCAGAUCAGCAUCGCAAAACUUUCUGUCCCGGAAACACACCUACGUGAAAUUGAUCCGGUUGAUUUCUGGUAUGAGUGUGCUUUACGCUGCGAUGAUGGCGGGAGCUUGAACGAGUAGUGGUGAAGGCACUGAUGACCUUGGAAGGGGAUCUGAAAGGCGACUACUAUCCGCUCGCGGUAUGAAGCGACCCUGCACAGCUCCCCCUAGUUUUCAUUUACACUUGUGAUGCGAAAUUGAGAGCAAUACCAAUAGUGCGAUGAGGUGCAGCACCGGUUGGAUUAGGAUUUCGAUUUCCAUGCUCAGCUUUUUGGCAAUUGUACGCUGCCUGCGUGACGAGCUCCUGGAGCGGAAAUAGCCGCAGAUUGUCCGUCUCGAAUGAAGGUUCGUUUGUCAACUACAACUACUCUGUUAAUAUACUGGUGUUGCGUCUGCUACUAUUUGUAUUUUGCUCUUGUUCAUCUUCAUCAUGCCCUUCUAGAAGCAAGUGCAAGCAGGCGGAGCGGGAGUUCUGCACUUUCAUACGUGGGCAGCAAGUCGUACGAACCCAAGCCUAACGGGAUCACUUACGAAGAGGAGGAGAAACUCCGAAACGACCACUUCCUCUUUCAAGAGCCGGACUCCACACUGCUACUUUCGGGGGGCAUGGGUCGACACUGGCCGGACGCGCGCGGAAUAUGACAGUGCACAACCCCCCCUCCCGCUUCUUUGACAGGCAAAAUUUAAAUUGCAACCCAUGCCGUUGCCUUUGAGCACUGACUUGCAUGGUGAUGACAAGCUGUUGUAGCACUCGACUCCAACUAUGUGCCGGGAUCUCCUGUCACACAGAAGCUGCGCCUCUGCUGUCGUUUCUGAUGCUAUUUUUGCUAUGAUACAGAGAGCGGUGAGUUUUGCACACUGAUACGGAAUUUUCUUCAACGACAAGAAGAACUUCCUGGUCUUAUGCUCAGUAGAAACGUCGCCCCCGCCACCCCAUAAGUAUAGAUAUGUCUCACAAUAAAUAUCUGUAUGCGUAGUACUUAGACGAUAUUUCGGAUGCGCAGCCGCAGCCCGGCCCCAUCAGGAUUUUUUUUCUAAAUGCUAUUGUGGAAUUUCUUUGUGAUGUAAUCAAUCUUCUUCAGGAAAUAUUUGUAAGUUUAAGAUGAUCGACUUGUGAUGCCAGUGCGGCGCUAGCGCUUAUCACCAAUACAUAGAGCGAACUUGUAGUCCGCAACAGCCGAGCCCGAGCCCGAAACUUCUCGGCUUGUCGUGUAGAAAAACCGCCAUCUUGGUUUUGGGGUGGGGACGACGGUUGUUUUACACAGGAUAGGUCUGGGUGAACGAGGAGGACCACACCCGGAUCAUAUCCAUGCAGAUGGGCGCCGACAUCAAGGAGGUAUUUUCGCGGUUUGCAACAGGGUGCAACGCUGUGCAAGACGUCGUUAAGGCCGAGGGCUAUGUACCAAAAGGAAAAAUUAUCCCUUCCCAUACUAACUACUCGAACUGGGAUUGUUUUUGCAAUGUAGUAUGAUUUCUGAUCACAAGGCACGUAGUUGUCACGGCAGACGAGGGGCGGAAGUAGAAACGCGAUGUGUACAAUUGCUGUCCGGGACGAGGGAAAGACUACGCUGUGUGUUCAGCUUGACAGAGAGCAACUGCACUGCCGGAAGUAGUUGUAGCACACCAAAUUGCAGCCUGCAAACCAGUCCGCAUCUUCAAGUUUGUUUGGCGCUUUGGUUUCUAACAAUACGGCUCGACUUCUGCUGCACUUAAAUCGUGCGUGAAACAAAGUUUCCGUUUGAGUACGGGUAGGGAACAGUUUUUUCCAGACGAUACUACGACUUCAUGCACAACGACCAUCUGGGAUACGUGCUCGUCUGCCCGUCAAAUCUCGGAACAGGCCUGCGUGCCAGCGUAAUGGUAAAGAUCCCGCUUCUGUCGGCACUGCCCGACUUCAAGGCAGUCUGCAAAAAGUUCAGCCUGCAACCGCGAGGUACUGUUUCUUCGGUGCACAGACAGCUUUUUCCCUAGGCCUAGACUGGGGAACAUUGCUACUUCGUUGUCCCUUUUUUGCUGUUGUGAGUACUUCGUUCUAGGUACAAAUACAAAAGAGGACUCUACCUGAAUGUAGUUGGAAUGAUAGUGAUAAACGGAAGGCUUCCAAGUGCCAAUCCUGUGAGCAUGAUCCCAAUGCUUCUUCAUAUGUUUAUGUUGGUUUGGGCGGUUAGCAACGCCCCCGGUACUCAAGCCCAGAUAGAUGAAUCGAUGCACCAUCCUUCGUCUGGCAGUUGUUCGACGAUAAAAAUGCAGGCAAAUACUAGUUACUUCACAUUAGUACAGAGAAUCCAUGGUUUGCCUCGAAUAUGAAAGAGCCUCGAAAGGUGUUGACCAAGAUCAAAACUCAACAGGUGGCGCCGGUGUGGAUAGCGACAGCAGUGGGGGCGUCUGGGACAUUUCGAAUAUGGAAAUAAAAAGCAUGCCCUGGUAACCAGAAAUGUACAGGAAAGCCUCAUUCUGAUUGGAAACCUGAACGCCCGCGGUGUCAAUGCACCACCGGAAAUAAAAGUCUUCGAGGAAUUAUCGCAAAGUUGAAGAAGUAAAUGAUCGAAUGCAAAAUUUUGUACGUUUUAAGGUCCGCAACUGCAAAUAAAGUUGCUUUGUUGCAAUUGUCAUGCCAGCGUUUUGCGUCGCCGUCGGUCUCUCCACUUGCACGCGCUGACGCUGGUAGAAGCACCAGAAGCGUCCUCCUAUGCAUGGCUAAAUGUGGUGAUUCUUAUAUAUUCGUUCCCAAUCAGAAUGACGAAGACGAGAAAAGAUUUUGAACAUUCUGGACUAGUAGGGACACUUUCCCAUGUGAUAUCGAAUUCCGAUCGUUUAGGCAAGUCCGAGGUGGUAUCGUGCGGAAAAAUGCCAUCCCGAUCCCCACAUUGAAGAUUAAUAGAUUCUUACUCGAAUGCUGGGUAGUGAGUCGAAUUCGUGUUGCUCAAUGUGUGGGCAUGAGUAUAGAUGACGGGUGAAAAAAAUGGAGAAAGCCGUAUGACUACACAUAGCUGGGCUGACAAUCAAAAUGUCAGGCCAGACCUUCCGAUGUCAUUACCCGAGGUAGUGGCUGGCAAAAUGGUGCUUGUUGGUGAGUCGUUGAUUAAGGUAUUGCGCAUGCCAAAAUAAUCUUGUUCUUGUUCGUUGCAUCUCAUCGAAUCGAGCAACACAAAUCUAUCUUUGCUGUGUGGGAGGAUUUUUUCAUUCUGAUAGGUGGACCUCGUCAACAACAUGAUUCGGGUAUGAUAGCUUGACAGGGGAUUCGGGUAAAAUGGAAGAAUAGCUUUGCAUGUUGUAUGAAGCCAUAAUCGCGAUUGGCCUCGUUCAGCCCAGCGCUUCUCUCCACAUUACAGAACAGAAGCGGAACUCUCGCACAUCCCAGAUUUGCAUAUACAACAAGUAUAAUAGGGUGGGUCUGUUUUAUUUCCUCCGGAUCAUAUCUUUUGUGUUUGUCUUCGUGAUUUCUCUACAAGCUGCAAGUGCUGCUCAACGACAACGAGUUGCUUGCAGCUUUGCGCUAAGGUAAAGAGAAGCAGCAUGAGAAGCAAAAGACUCCUUGUCGGAAGGAUUCAGGAGUGUACAUUCAUUGAUUGCGUACGUGCGCAGUUUUUGGAGACAGGUACCAGGGGCUUCAAAAGAAAAUAGUAUUUUAUGUGCUUCCAUUCGGAAGAAUUUCCGGCCGAACCUUUCAUAUCGCGGCUUUAUGCAGAGAAGCCAUGCAUCACUGUCGCAGGUUUGCAAUUUCAAAAAAAUUUAGUCAACCAAAUGCUAUGACAGACGGUGGAAAUAAAUCUGGCUUGCAGUGAGUGUGGCAGCAGCGCAUUCGUUCUUCAUGCAGAUAUGUCUUUUUGUCAUGGACAUCAUGGACAUUGUGCCUGCGGAGAAGAAUAGAAAUUGCCAUAGUGUGAUCUGUAUGCAUUUUUUUUCCUGGAUAUCCUGUGCGGCCUUCGUAG